CCCUUGACCUUUUGACCGCAUCAACUCAAUAUCCCAGUUUGGCGUCAGUCAGGUGUUGAGCAGCAACGAAAGGACAAUCUUGACAGUUCGAUCAACCAUCCACAAUGGCAGGAGGAGAAACAACAGUCCUUGUUUCCGUUGACAACAGUGACAUUAGCGAAAAAGCCUACAGGUGGUAUCUCAAUACGUUCCAUCGACCCAACCACAAGCUGUUCCUCUGCCACGUGCCUGAAUACUGGGGGGACGUUGGACAUAUGAUGAGCCCUGGUCGGAUAAAGGAAGUCAUAGAAGAGACCAAUGCAAAUACGAAAGUGAUUGAAAAAAAAUUCAGUGACAUUUCUGAACAAUUUGGGGUCAGUGCCGAGUUUGAAGCACUGAGGGGUCAGGAAGUGUGGAACGAGAUAUGCAACCAAGCCAAGAAGAUUAAUGCUAACGUCAUCGUAAUCGGUACCCGGGGGAUGGGCAAGAUCAAGCGCACCCUGCUCGGCAGCGUGAGUGAAGGCGUCCUUCACCACUGCCACGUCCCCGUCCUCAUCUACAAGGAGUAACGUCACUCAUUUCCAGCUCAAGCUUCGUGUCGUAGCAGAGAGGUUUAGAUAAUAAGCAGAAACGUUGACUCAUUAUGUAGAUUGACGGAAUCUUCUGUCUUAUAAACACACAUUUCUAGAUAUGUUCAAUUGUAUAAUAAACUCAAUUACACAUACUGAAAGACAGAUUUAGGGAUCAUGAAAAAUAUUUUUGGGAGUGAGGGAGCCUACAAUUUUAUGAAAAAUAUCCCCAAAAUAUUAUUGAUCCUUUAAGGGACGGUUGGGUAACCUAGUGCCUAAUACGUUCGCUCGUCACCCCGAAUACCCGGGUUCUAUUCCCCACAUGGGUACAGUGUGUGAACCCAUUUCUGAUGUCCCCCGACAUGAUAUUGCUGGAAUAUUCUUAAGAGCGUCGUAAAACUAAACUGACUCACUUUUGAUACCUAAUAAAUAAACACUGACCCAAUUUCUCACUGAAAAAGGAUGCCUUAAAAACCAUCUGGGUACCUAACUUUGUUGAUUCAGUAUAUGUUUGAGAUAAGCGAUUUAAAAUUAAUUUUAAUAAGGUUUGAAUUUAUUUGACCAUGUUCACUUGUUGAACGGUGAGGUAACUAAUUUAUAAUAUCUGCUAGGUCGGUGUAGUGAAUGCUGGGUACACUGUAAUAUCAAUACAUCAUUCUGUACUGCAUCCAUGUGCUAGCUGUUGAUCAGAUACUAUUACUGUAAUUCCAGUUUUUAGACUAUUUACGGUAGAUUUGUACAAGUAUAUGUUUGCAAACCUGUUAUUAUACAAACACGGUGAUAGUAUUUUGUGCAUUAUACCAACAUGUGACACAGCAUCCAAAUGUUUUACUCAAAGUCAUAACGCCAGACCGCGCCGCCAUCUUUGGCCACAUUUGACGUCACACUGAGGUUACCAUGGCGACAGCACUCAGCAAAGAUGACGCUGGCAGUCAAGUCCAUUCAUUGACAUAUUUCUGUAUAGUGUUCUGAAACAUUCUAGCGGGUCCCCUGUAUUAAACACACUGUGGACCAAUGCGACAUACUGCACUACAUCACAUGCCUCAGAGGUGUAUCAACUUGUCCGAGAAUGUGCAUUGAUUAUUAAUGAUAAACGUUAAGAUCAUUUUCAUUCCUGUUUCUUCUAAAUCGUUGACAAGAUAUGAAUACUGAUAAGGGACCAGUUCGAUAUUAAUCUAUGUCGGAUGCAAAACUUUUUUUUAGUAAUUUCCCCAAUCCCGAAAAACUCUGAAAAUAAUAAAAAUUAGUGGCUAUUCUUGUUUUCGCAGCCUUUUCUGAACGUUUAUAAACCGAAGUUAAAUUUCUAGGUGUUCAAAUUCAUUUGCCAGGUUUCUGUAGAUUAAAUCUACCACUCAGUAUUACGCACUGAAAAUGAAGGAUUUACUACCAAUACCGCCAAAGACAAAGCCCAUGAAAUGGCGGGAUACAUUUAAAUCCUACUAGCAUAAUAACAACAGAAUAUUGGACAAUAUGAUUGGAAUAUAUGAUUUGGUUUAGUUACUCUCCAAAACAUAUAGAAAUCAAGUCAGUAUAUUUUUGUCUGGUGGAAGGCUACAGAGCAAGUAGCAUCCCGACUUCCCCUCUUAUGAAAUUAACAUAUCUGAAAAUCAAACCUUUGUACCGGCCCCAAAGAGUGUACUACAUUUCUUUUCAAAUACAAAAAUAUUAUGCACACUGUUUAUAGAGUGCGUGUAUGAAAGAUGUUUCUACCUUUUAAGUUGAUUUUCAUUGAUUGAUUGUCAUUGAAAAAUGUGAUAUGUCUGUGAUGAAUGCCAGUCGAAAAAUGUUAACAAUGGAAAUGGACAUCCAGUUCAUGUCCAAGAUGGCGACCAAUUUAAUCCUUCACAAAAGAAAUCCGAACAAUAAAUAUAUUUAGCAAA
Haliotis rubra (blacklip abalone) is the source of this 2428-nucleotide messenger RNA. RefSeq names its product universal stress protein PHOS32-like. The record is from RefSeq and is a predicted model, not a curated record. The transcript has 4 exons. NCBI's taxonomy places the organism in Eukaryota, Metazoa, Mollusca, Gastropoda, Lepetellida, Haliotidae. The coding region runs from base 105 to 548 and encodes 147 amino acids.